This is a messenger RNA of Hermetia illucens (black soldier fly), 1884 nucleotides long. RefSeq names its product venom serine protease Bi-VSP. Lineage: Eukaryota; Metazoa; Arthropoda; Insecta; Diptera; Stratiomyidae. The record is from RefSeq and is a predicted model, not a curated record. Bases 229 to 1764 code for a protein of 511 amino acids. Gene Ontology annotation, biological process: proteolysis. Gene Ontology annotation, molecular function: serine-type endopeptidase activity. The transcript has 7 exons.
UGAGAAGAAACAGUUUGUCUUGAUAAGUAGCCGCGCGCGUGUUUGCAAUACGCGAUCGUCUCUAUGAUCGCCGUUGCACUUCCAAGAGUGUUUCUUAGUGACUUCUGUGUUUAAAGCUAACAAUUCGGGAGUUGUGGCUUAUUUAAAAAUUUAGUUUUCAAAUGUGCUAGUGUACAAAAGUUCCGCAGAACAAUAUCGAGAAGUUGGGUGAAUUAGUGCAUACCAAAAAUGAAGUUUUUAACUCAGUUUUUGUGCCUAUUUUUGCUUUAUGAUUCUGCAAUAUCACAACGUGGUGGACGCCAAGCUUUCCUUGGAAGUCGUUGUGGCACUCCAGAUGGGUACGUUGGCGCGUGCGUCAUCCUUCCAAAUUGUCCAUCCCUCCUUCAACUGUAUGCCAACAACGGUGGUUCACGCGAAGUUGUCGUAUAUUUGAAACAAUCACAAAGAAGCUGUGGUAACAGAGUUAUCAGACGUGAGCCAGUGAUAUGCUGCUCUCAGCCAGUAAACAAUAACCAACAAUCGGUCAGGCCUAAUGAUCCAUCGUUUACAGUCAAUCCCAGCAAUCCCUUUCUUAAUGGACAAACAGGUCCGCAGCCUCCACCUCCUCCAACACCACAAACUGAAGCACCUACAACCACGACAUUUACUCCACCACCACCACCACCAACCCCCCCUCCAACUCAAGCACUAGAGCAACGAAUCGGUGAAUGUACUGGUCCAGAUGCCAGAACAGGGACAUGUAGAAGUUUAAUUGAUUGCCCCGAACUUUUAAGUCGCCUCCAAGCGAACCCUGAAGACGCAUCUUUCGCGAACUUCCUCCGACUCUCUAAUCAACUGUGCAAUGCAGCGGCACCAAUUAUCUGUUGUCCCAGCGCAACUAGGACUCCAGGAAACGAACCAAUUAUUCCACAGAUAGCCCCAACUAUUAAACCCCUGGUAACCGUGGAAGCCAGACUUCUUUCACCUGACGAAGGAUGCGGUCAAUCUAGUGUAGCACAUAGGAAAAUCGUUGGAGGAACCCCUUCGCAAAAAGGAUCCUGGCCAUGGCUUGCAUUGCUCGGGUAUGAAGGCGUGGAUGGAAUAACAUUCCGAUGUGGUGGCUCCUUAGUGACGAAGAGGCAUGUUGUGACGGCCGCUCAUUGCAUUAGAAGUGAUUUGAGGGUAGUUCGAUUAGGUGAACACGAUUUAGAUAUCGAUACUGAGACCCGUCAUGUUGAUGUGAAUAUUGUUCGAAUGACCAGACAUCCUCAAUAUAACUCCAGAAAUGGCCAUAGUGACAUCGCAGUUUUAUAUUUGGCUAACGAUGUCCAAUUCACAGAUACAAUUGGACCCGUUUGUGUUCCAGAUAAAAUCUCGUUUGAAAGUCGCUCACUAAUUGGUUAUACACCAUUCGUAGCUGGUUGGGGCAGAACAAAAGAAGGUGGAGAAUCCGCAAACCUCUUGCAAGAAGUUCAACUACCAAUAUUAGCCAACAACCAAUGUAAAGAACGAUACCGUGCUCAAAAUCGAUUAAUCUCAGAGGAUCAGUUUGAUGAAGCAACUAUAUGUGCUGGUGUGCUAUCAGGCGGAAAGGAUACAUGUCAAGGAGAUUCAGGUGGACCGUUGAUGCUGCCUGAGAAAUCUUCUAGAAACACCUUUUACUACAACUUAAUAGGGAUUGUGUCCUACGGUAUUGGAUGCGCUCGUGCUGGAAUUCCCGGAGUUUACGCCAGUGUCCCACAUUUUUCAGAUUGGAUAAAAGAGAAAAUCGCGGAACCUAUUUAAGUUAACAUAAUUCAGAUUAUGCCCAAGAUAGUUUUAGGUUAUAUUUAAGUAUUUUGUAUAAAAAAUAUUCAGAGUUUUUUAUGUGGAAAUAAUAAAAAAAAAUAACUUUAUGAAAUGAAA